Molecule: messenger RNA, 1578 nt
Organism: Lobosporangium transversale
Lineage: Eukaryota; Fungi; Mortierellomycota; Mortierellomycetes; Mortierellales; Mortierellaceae
Exons: 1
Coding region: 36-1340 (434 amino acids)
Source: RefSeq, a predicted model, not a curated record
AAAAAAAAAAAAAACACACCUUACUUUCAGCAAUCAUGCGCUUGCUCUCUUCACGCGGUGCAGCCAAGCAAGAGGCAUCUUCCUCGCAUUCAUCAUCAUACAAACCAUCCUCUGCAUCGCUCUCCCGAUCCUCAUCUUCCUUGACCUGGUCAGUCCUCUGCUCUUUUGUCAUCCUCAAUUCAUUCCUGGCCUUGCUCUCGCCUUCAACUUCCGGUGGUCGAGCCCUUGCAGCCCUUGAGCCUGGAUUCUGUGGAGACUGUCAAACAUUCGCGAAUGCCAUCCAAGUCUGUGGUGGAUCGUUCACUCCCGCAGAUAUUGAGAUCGUUGGCGAAUAUGUCCUCCAACAAGCUUACUCCAAAUGUCUCUGUACAGAGGUGAUGCAAAAAGUUCUCUGGACCUGUGCCAAAUGUGAAUUGCUGGCAGGUCAUCACCAGGCCAAGGCGCCUCCACCUCAAAAGUAUCAGACCCAAUGUAUUGCUUGGGGAAUGACGAUUCAGGAAUGGAAACAGCCCUACACCGGCACUGUCGCCCCUGGUACCCAGACAGAUGUCACAGGAGGGGGCGGAACGAACCCGAACCCGAACCCUGAACCACAACCAACACAACCAAACCAACCCUCUGCCACCGGACCAUCUAAUCAACCCAAACCUUCAAACGGAAGUGGAUCCAACCCCGGUAAUGGGAAUGGUGACGGAAACAACUCCACAUCCCCUCCAAAUGCCAAUGAAUCCAACUCUUCAGCUGACAACUCAGUCUCUGGAAACAAACCAGCGGAGCAGACCUCUACAGGAUCCAACGGGCUUACAAUUGGAAUUGCUGGCGGUAUCAUCGGUAUAGCCGUGGUUGCGGGUACGAUCGCUGUGGUAAUGAUGAAGCGUCGCCGUCGCCGUCGCUCACCCUUGGAUCUGGAUUCGCUUCCUGGUCAGACCGGUCAGUUCGCGCCAAUGGAAGACAAGUGGGAGAAUUCUGUCCAUCAUCCUAGCUCACCUCCUUUGCCUCCUGCCCCUAUUGCAAGCGCAACCCCUGUAGCUGGACACGCCCGUGGUGGUUAUGAUAACGCUGGAUACAUGGAUGGCAAUGGCAGUGCUGUUGGAGGAUACGAUCCACAGUAUGAUGGAUACAAUCAAUACGAUAACUAUGAUCAAUACAAUGGACAUCAUGGAGGAUAUGGUGGACAGUACGGAGGGCAGUACAUGGACCAAGGCCACUAUGGGCAAGGACAGUACGAUCAAGACUAUCACCAAGGACACCCGGGACAAGAUGGGUAUUCAGUGCGUGAUUAUGGUGGCUACGAAAACAAGAGCCAAGUUGGUGGACGUGAUAACUCGCAUUACAUGUAAAAGGAAGAGGGUCGACUCCCUUCCUCCCCUUCCAGUCCUCGACACCAUUUUAUACACCUACAUCAACAUCAGCAUACUCACACACAUUUAUAUUCACAUCCAUAUCAAAUAAUCCCAUUCUUCUUGUUCUUGCAAGGCCUAUAAAAACGAAUAAAAAAGAAAGAGGAGAGGGAAAAAAAAAAACCCCCCCGACGUUGAUAAAUUUCUUUAUUAGUUAAAAUACCUGAUUAGCAAUUGA